AUGGCGUUGGCGAAUUCAUUUCUUCUCCCCACAAAAAGCCAUCUUGCUUUGCAUGUUUCAUCUCCACCAUCCAAAAAGACACUCCUUUCUACUAACCCAUCUUCCAAUUUCAACUUCAACUUCAACAAAGCCUUGUCAUCAAGAAGAUGGAAGCAAUCAUGGCAUGUUGCUGCUACUGCAGAUAUUAAAGCUGCAUCAACUUUACUUGACGGGGAAGAAGAUCAGAAAGUUCUAGUGGAACCUUCUAGUGAGCAAGAACGCAAGGGUGAGAGAGAGGUUGCAGAUUAUGAUUGGACACAGGAAUGGUACCCAUUGUAUCUCACUAAGAAUGUACCACAUGAUGCACCAUUGGGUCUCAAAGUGUAUGACAAGAACAUUGUGCUGUUUAGAGAUGCUAAUCAUCAGUUUCAAUGCUAUGAAGAUCGAUGUCCCCACAGGCUAGCAAAACUAUCAGAAGGCCAGUUGAUUGAUGGAAGGCUUGAAUGCUUAUAUCAUGGAUGGCAAUUCGAAGGCGAGGGAAAAUGUGUCAAGAUACCUCAGCUUCCAGCUGAUGCCAAAAUUCCCAAAUCAGCCUGUGUUAAAACAUAUGAGGUGAGGGACUCUCAAGGUGUUCUUUGGGUAUGGAUGUCUCCAAAGACACCUCCAAAUCUAGGUAAAAUACCUUGGUUUGAGAACUUUGCAAGGCCAGGAUUUCAAGAUAUUUCAACAACUCAUGAACUCCCAUAUGACCAUUCUAUUUUGCUGGAAAAUUUGAUGGAUUCUGCUCAUAUUCCAAUCUCGCACGAUAGAACGGAUUGGACUGCAAAAAGAGAAGAUGCACAGCCACUAGGUUUUGAGGUGACUGAACGAACUGAUAGAGGUUUUGCAGGUUGGUGGGGACGAGAGAAAGAUGGUUCUAAGCCUAACUUCUUAUGGUUUGAAGCUCCUUGUGUUCUACAAAAUAACAGGGAAAUCGUUGAUAAAAUGGUGAAAUAA
This is a messenger RNA of Vicia faba (fava bean), 975 nucleotides long. The record is from the annotation of a GenBank genome assembly. NCBI's taxonomy places the organism in Eukaryota, Viridiplantae, Streptophyta, Magnoliopsida, Fabales, Fabaceae.